CAAGUUGCUCCGUGCACUUCCCGCGUCUGGACCUCAGGCAGCUGCAGACACACGAGCACCACCAGACUCGACACUCAUAUUGCCGCUCAUCAUCAGCUGAAGGACUGAGGGCCCCAUCAAUCACAUGACUCCAGCAACAUGUCGCAGCAGACAUCCGACCAGCUGUCACGCUAUCGCUGGGCGGGCUUCCUCGUGGCCACCGCCGCAGGACUCUACGUCUCGAGACGACUAUACCACUCGUACACACAGCUGCCUGCCACCACUCUUCGAAGAAGCAACGCCGUGCACAGAAACCGCAACAACGGACUGGGACCAGUCGAUUUCGAACCGCCGACGUCCGAGGCGCCCUUUGGAUUCGUCUUGAUCCGUAAGCACAACAACGAAACGAUGGCCAUCAAUCUGGCAACGACGCGACUGCCCUCCGCCCAGGUGUUGAGGGAACUAUUUGGCAACGGCAGUGAGGCCAUCCGACGCAAUGCGCAGACCUUGGCGCUGCAAUGUGUUCUCGCCCUGGCUUGGGUCAAGGCGCAGGAUGCAGAGGGUAGGUUGGUGCUGCGCAGCCAUGGCUUCGAUGAGCUCGCCACAGCCAUGCUCAGCCAGCAGAUGGACGCCAUCUUGCAAGCGAGCUACGCUCUUCUGACCUCCAUGGAUCUUGACACGGUGGAUCCCCAGUACGUGCGUGAGGCCGUCGAAUCUUUGAGCAGGGACAAUCCUUGGCACAGUGGCAACGCAUCAAGUUCAGGUGACGAGGAUCCGGAUCCUGCAGACACAGAAGAAGUCUGGGACGCUGAGAGAGCUGAGCCAAGUCAAGGGUUGCGAGGUCUCCUAUACUACAUUGCCGAAGAUGACGCGAAGCGCAAAGCCUACGAGCAUCGAGGCAUUCGGUGCGAGGAGUGCGGCGAUUUCCCUAUCCAUGGUGUACGCUGGCAUUGUCUGAAUUGUCCCGACUUUGACCUGUGUUCGGCCUGCGAGGCCCAUACUCGACACCCCAAGACUCACGUGUUUGCAAAGAUCAAGAUACCAGUCCCCGUUCUGUCCCAGCCCACGGAGAAGAUGAAACCGUGGUAUCCUGGUGAUUCUAGAAAGAUUCACGCUUCUCUAUUCAUACAACUGAAGAAACAGUUGUGCCUCGAGUAUGAUUACGAGGAACCUCAGCUCGACGCAAUGUACGAUCAAUUCACGUGCUUAGCUAAUGUUCCCUGGGAGCAGGACCCAACCAAGAUCAAGUGCGCAAUCGACAGACGAGCAUUCAACAGAGCAAUGACUUCGGACCGCUGGCCAGCUGGGCUGGCUACGAAUGCCAUGUACGACCGCAUGUUUGCAUUCUAUGACACAGAUACGAAUGGUCUGAUUGGUUUCACCGAGUUCGUGAACGGCAUGGCGUACCUACGAGGUCCCAAGCGCUUCGCGUCGUUGAGAAGAACCAUACAAGGGUAUGAUCUCGAUGGAGAUGGAUAUGUUAGCAGGGCAGACUUUCUACGAAUCCUUCGUGCCAAGCACAUCAUUCAAACACAACUCAUCAGCGACCAAGUGGAGUUCCAAGAGGACGAGCGGGUACAGGCCAGCAUGGAUGUAUUACGAUCCAGUCAGCCCAUUAGCUCCAUCUUUGCGGAAGAGCAGAUACCUCCGGGAGAAAGGCGGCACCCACGUGGCAAGUAUCCUGACGAGUUUGGCGACUUGCAACCUUUGCCUACCACAAAAGCCGUUCUCAGUGAUGAAGACCCCUAUGUUCGGCGGUUACCUGCUCGUGAUCGUCUUCGGACAACAUUGUCGCGAUUUGAAGAGCAUAUUGGGCGUUCCACAAUGCAAGGCGACGACAGUCCCCGCGACGAGGAUGUGGAACAGCAAGUGGCAUUGUCCGUGCUUGCGCCAGUCGAGGAGGAGACCAUAGACCCAUACGUGCAAGACAUUCUGUGGCAGGUGGAGGAGAAUGGCUUCAACGAGCUCCUGGAUCCCCUGUUCAAGGAUCGAGAAGAAGAGGACUCCGAUGUUAUGAGGACUCGCGUGGAAAGAAUGUUGUGGGCUUCGGAAAUUGAAGAUGCUCUUGCCGCUAGAGAAGCGGGUUUGCUACCUCAGCCAGGUGCUGCGGCGGCGGCGGCGGCGGUCAAACAGUCCACUCCCACGAGCAAGCCAAGUGGCUUGGCGAGCACUGCCGUGGAGGUCCCACAGCGUACCGACGAAAUCAUUGCAGACCUAGCCAAUGCGAUAGACGGCAUCAGAUCUGGUUCUCAGGGCCCAACCACCGCUGCAGACAGCAUUGUACCAACAGACUGGCUCAGCCUCGAGAGACGAGAAGCCCAGAUUGCCGAGGCACCGCUGGAGGAUCUGUUGAACAGCCAAGGCUACGGGCUACGCGACAAUGCACACGAAGGAGCAGCGGCAUCAGAACCUCGGGUUGCAUCCUCUGACAGCUCGAGCAUCUGGAACGGAAUUCCCGCAGAUCGAGCAACAUCACCACUCAAGACGACAACCAUUAGUGAUAAUGACGAUCAUAAUCAUGACAACUCCAUGGAACCACCCCCAUUACCGCAGCGCCAAACACCACCAUCACCACCACCACCCCAACAAGAGAAGAAGACGACCGCUUCGGAACCCUCGCGCCUUUCCCAGCUACGACUCGAGCAACUCGUGCGCCUGCAUGACCUGGACGCGGAAAUCACUCGCCGUGGUGGACCGGGACGGCUGACGUAUGACGAAAUCGAAAAUUUGGUCGUCAAGAGUGGAAAUUCCGAGUUGAGGGGUUUGGUGAAGAGUUGGUUGGAGUGGGCUUGUUUUUGAUGAUGAUGAGAUACAAUGAGGAAUGAGAUGAUGCAUGGAGGAUGAGGAAAUUGAGAAACUUGAGGAACUUGAGAAUGGUGGUGGGAUGGAUGACGAAGCAUGGUGAUGGGCGGUAUUGUGGCAAUUGAAAAAUCACUGACUGCAUGGUUUUGAGGUUGUUGGGUCUUUUCUUAUCCAGUGACUUACUUACUUACCCUACCUUACUUACCUGGAGUAGAGUGAGGUAGUUGGAUAUGAUGGAUGCACUCAUCAUCGUCGUCGUUGUGGUCGUGGUCGAUUGAUACCUACCUUACUUACCU
This is a messenger RNA of Sphaerulina musiva SO2202, 3077 nucleotides long. RefSeq lists its product as uncharacterized. Gene Ontology annotation, cellular component: aggresome; amphisome. Gene Ontology annotation, biological process: aggrephagy; mitophagy; endosome organization. NCBI's taxonomy places the organism in Eukaryota, Fungi, Ascomycota, Dothideomycetes, Mycosphaerellales, Mycosphaerellaceae. The transcript has a single exon. The record is from RefSeq and is a predicted model, not a curated record. The coding region runs from base 139 to 2778 and encodes 879 amino acids. Gene Ontology annotation, molecular function: calcium ion binding; protein kinase C binding; zinc ion binding.